AUGCCCGACAAGAUCCUAGACGACAUCUCGCAUCGUCGCUACAAUCUUCUUCGCGGGAGUUGGAUUCUCGUUUCCCCUCACCGUACCAAAAGGCCCUGGCAAGGACAGCAAGAGAGCCCCGGAGUGAUUGAUCUGCCCAGUUACGAUCCCCAGUGCUACCUGUGCCCGCGGAACAAGCGGGCGUCGGGAGACACGAACCCGGACUACCAAGACACAUUCGUCUUUGUGAACGACUACAGCGCCGUCAAGGAGGAGCAGCGAGACUACGCCUCACCAGAUGUCCAGGGGAGCCUGUCGAGUCUCCUGCUCAAGGCGGAGCCGGUCAAGGGGAAGUGCUACGUCUUGACCUUCAGUGCCCGCCACAACAUCACCUUGGCCGACAUGUCCCCUGCCGAGAUCCUGCAAAUCGUCAAGACUUGGACGGAGAUAUAUACAUCCCACAUCUCUCCCAACUCGCCUCUCGCCGCGAUCGCUAAACCGACCCACCUCCCGCCCUCCAACCGUCAUGCGCACGUCGGGACGCCGAAGGAGCAGUAUCGAUGGAUGCAGAUAUUCGAGAACAAAGGCGCAGCGAUGGGAUGCUCGAAUCCUCACCCGCACGGGCAGAUAUGGACUACUACGACUCUACCUGAAGAGCCGUCUCUCGAGCUGGAACAAUUGAGGAAAUACCACAGGGAACAGGGAGGUUCACAUAUGCUGGUCGACUACGCUCGGUUGGAAAGAGAGAAGGAUGAGCGGGUGGUUUUCCAGAACGAGACAUUCCUGGUUGUUUGCCCUUGGUGGGCAACUUGGCCGUUCGAGACAAUGAUCCUUCCCGUCAAGCACCUGCGCUCGUUGAUCGACCUAAGUGAAACAGAGCAGAUGGAUCUUGCAGAAGCAAUUGCUGAGACAACGCGGCGCUAUGACAACUUGUUUGAGACGAGUUUUCCAUACAGUAUGGGCAUUCACCAGGCUCCUCUUGAUGGCACUAAGGAGGAGAUUGAAUGUUCCAGCCUCCACCUCCAUUUCUAUCCGCCACUGUUACGUAGCGCAACCGUCCGCAAAUUCUUGGUCGGGUAUGAAAUGAUGGCCGAGCCUCAAAGAGAUAUCACGCCAGAGCAAGCUACUGCCAGGUUGCGAGCGUGUGGAGGAGAGUUGUACAGGAAACACCUCCAGGCGCAAGGGGAGAAAGUGGAAAAUCCACCCGUGGAAGAAAAGGCGCAGCCUUGA
Molecule: messenger RNA, 1209 nt
Organism: Exophiala spinifera
Lineage: Eukaryota; Fungi; Ascomycota; Eurotiomycetes; Chaetothyriales; Herpotrichiellaceae
Product: galactose-1-phosphate uridylyltransferase
Exons: 2
Coding region: 1-1209 (402 amino acids)
Biological process (GO): beta-D-galactose catabolic process via UDP-galactose, Leloir pathway
Cellular component (GO): cytoplasm
Molecular function (GO): UDP-glucose:hexose-1-phosphate uridylyltransferase activity; zinc ion binding
Source: RefSeq, a predicted model, not a curated record